GUGAAACUACGGGAGGCGGGAGGCGCUCUUACUGACGCAGCUGCGGAGCUUUGCGGGAUUGGCGCAGAAGGAGUCGCAGCAGGAAGAGCGACACGUUUUCUUCGUUUAUUUUGAAGACUUAUUAACUCGAACUAGCAGUUCAACCAGUUAGAACUGGUCCACACCCAGUCCCAGUUUACUUUCAGUUUUUCACUGGGGACUUUCCACGCCAGGCAAGGUUUAUUGAGCAACAAUGGAGGUUAAAGUGGAUAUCCCUCUUUAUGGACCAUCAGUCAACAUUGUGAAAAAAUCUGGAGAUGCUCUGUGUAAAGCCCUUUAUGAUAAAUUCAGAUGUGUGACCACCAUUCAGGGUGUGGAGAUGGAGACCGAGAUGAGCAAUAAAUACCAGAAACGGACACCAACUAUUCCCCAAGAGGAAAGAGGUCAAUUUAAGUUGCGUUCAGGUGUAAAGGUUUCUGUGUGGAAGGCUGAUCUCACCAAUUUCCCUGCUGAUGCUGUUGUGAAUGCUGCUAAUGAAGAUUUAAAGCAUUAUGGAGGCCUUGCUCUGGCUCUGUCUAAAGCUGGUGGUCCUCAAAUCCAAAUGGAAAGUGAUGAUCAUGUCAAAAAGUAUAGUAAAGUAAAUACAGGAGAGGCAGUUGUUUUGAGUUCAGGGUCACUACCAUGCAAGAUGAUAAUUCAUGCUGUGGGUCCAGAUCUGUCAAUGAGUGCUUUCAACUUCGAUCCAGAAAAAGGUAGACCUGCUUUGGAGAAAACCAUCAAGAGUAUUCUCAACAGAGUUGGAGAGAAUCGUCUGGCAACUGUUGCCAUUCCUGCCAUAAGCUCAGGGUUGUUCAACUACCCACUGCGAGAAUGUGCCAACACCAUAGUGUCAACUAUAAAAGCUUAUUAUGACAACCCACACAGACUUACUCCUCAAGAAAUCUUCCUUGUGAACAAUGAUGAGCCCACAGUGCAGGAAAUGAAGAGAGCAUGCAAUCAGAUAUUCAGUCCUCAGCAGCACACACUUUACAAUCAGGCAACAGCAAAUCAUCCAGGAAGCACAACCAAAACUGAAUCACUUUCAGUCCAGAUCAAUAAUGUCGUUCUAACACUGAAGAAGGGGAAAAUUGAAGCGCAAAAUACGGAUGUCAUUGUCAACACUGCUUCAGCAAACUUCAAACUAAGCACUGGCGCGAUUUCCAGCGCUAUAUUGAAUAAAGCAGGUCCGGAAAUGCAAAAUGAAAUAAAAACAGCUAAAGGGUUCAACAAUAUCAUUCACACAAAACCCUACAGGCUGUCCUGCAAAGCAGUGUAUCACACGUUUUGCAUUGAAAAGUCUAAUGGCUCUAAAGCAGAAAAGAUCCUUUUCGAUUCCGUAAGCGAAUGCUUGUGGCAAGCAGCAGCUCAAAAUAACAGCUCAAUUGCCUUUCCUGCAAUUGGAACUGGAGCCCUCGGGUUUAGUGGAGCAGAAUCAGCCAGGCUCAUGUUGGAUGCAGUGACUAAAUAUGCCUUAAAUUGUUCAAAAAUGCUCCAAGUUCACUUUGUCAUUUUUCCUACGGAUGACAGAAUAUUUCAGGCUUUUGAAAGUCAAAUGAAAAAUCUCCAAAAGAGACCACAACCCAACUAUGGACAUGAUGAAUCCCAGUCCAGCAGAGCUCCAGCCCCACAGAUCAGCCUGGUUUGUCCUUCUGAAGAAUCUAAACAUGAGGCUGAGCGAUGGCUCAAGAACCGCCUCUCUACGGAUUCUCACUCCGUCAAGAUCAACAACAACUUCAUCUCACACUUCAGUGAUCACGACCAUCUGCAACUGGCCAUUUUAGCUGAUGGAGGGUUGAGCAUUGAGGAGUUUUUCUCACAAGGUCAUGCAUGUCUAACAGUAAAGGGGAAACCGGAGGAAAACGCCGUCAUUGCCGCCUUGCAGGUGGAGGCCUUGCUCUGCAAAAUCCAUGAAGAUUUUAUAGCAGAAGAAGAACAUCAGCUGAAGAUACUGACACGCAUGAAAGUUUCUGGAGAGAAGAAAACAGUUGAUAAAAAAAGCCAGUUCUUUUCAGAGCGAAUACAGCCUUUCAGACCUGUGGGUCUGUGGGUAGUAAAGGUGGACAAAGUGGAGAAUGAUGCUCUGAAGGAGAUGUUUGAACGGAAGAAAAAGCAGCUUCAUCAAUCCUCUACUAAAAAGAUGUUCCAACGCAUCCCUGCUCAGUUCUGUGAGAUGAUCAGCAGAAUUGGAUUCCAUGCAGAGUGCGCACCGCCUGAAGACCCAAAGUAUGGAGAGGGAAUCUACUUCUCAAGCAGCAUAAGAACAGCGUUGGAGCUGUGGAGGGAGAAAGGUGAGGAGUACCUGUACUUUGUGGAGGCUGAAGUCCUGCUGGGAAACUCGGCUAAAGGUGAACGAGGAUUUAUUCUUCCUCCUCCGGAUGGAAAAAAUCCCAACAUUCUCUGUGACAGCGUGUAUGGAGGAUCUGACGUCUCUGUUAUCUUCAGCGGUUAUCAAGCUUUGCCAAAGUACAUUAUCACCUGCAAGAAUUCACGUUAGGGUGAUCCUUCUGAAAUCAGAAUCUGAUUGCAGAAAGAUUGAUCAAAAAGAAUCUCCAGAGAAGUAAACUAGAGUUUUCUAUAAAUUCACUUUUAGCCUCAGAGAAAGAAGUUCAAAAAUAAACUUGUAUGCUGACUCAGAAACUAAAAAGUUUUUGUUAUAUUAGAAACUUUGAUUUUCACAUUGGCACAUUAUAAACAGAACAAAUAUAUUAGUCUUAUUAUAUCUUUGUGUAUAACCGUUAAACACCAAUAGGAAUGAUAAUGAUGAGCAAUAGUAGGUUUGUAAAAAUAUGAAAGUUUCUGUUUUUUCUUAACUUGUUCAAAUAUAUUAAAAUAUCUUUGGUUCAGAAUCCUGCUUUUAUUAUUUUAUGAUUUAUUUAAUAUUUUUUUGCAGUUUGGGGACAAAAUGACCAAAUUGCAUAGCAACAAAAGUUUUAUAAUCAUCUGUUUGCUGAUGAAAAGUGUUAAGUAUGUUAAAUCAAAAACAUUAUUUGGGAUCAAACCAAUAAAGGCAUCAGUUUAUUUGACUUUACUUUGUAAAUCUAGCAUCAAUCUUUCUAUGCUCUAUAUAAAGCAGGUGCCUGGCAGCAUAUCUGGAUGUAUAUUUCUAAGGGAUCUUUGCCUAAAUUUGUGUGUGAACAUGUAAACAUUGUACUAAUGCUGCUGUAAGUAAAUCAAUAUUAAUAAAGGAAGUUGGACAUAAGCAA
Xiphophorus hellerii (green swordtail) is the source of this 3221-nucleotide messenger RNA. RefSeq names its product poly(ADP-ribose) polymerase family member 9 (gene parp9). Gene Ontology annotation, cellular component: nucleus; cytoplasm. Bases 233 to 2512 code for a protein of 759 amino acids. The transcript is spliced from 8 exons. Gene Ontology annotation, biological process: negative regulation of gene expression; positive regulation of type II interferon-mediated signaling pathway; protein poly-ADP-ribosylation. Gene Ontology annotation, molecular function: NAD+ poly-ADP-ribosyltransferase activity; transcription corepressor activity; ubiquitin-like protein ligase binding. NCBI's taxonomy places the organism in Eukaryota, Metazoa, Chordata, Actinopteri, Cyprinodontiformes, Poeciliidae. The record is from RefSeq and is a predicted model, not a curated record.